Molecule: messenger RNA, 1487 nt
Organism: Rhododendron vialii
Lineage: Eukaryota; Viridiplantae; Streptophyta; Magnoliopsida; Ericales; Ericaceae
Product: chaperone protein dnaJ 49-like
Exons: 1
Coding region: 148-1074 (308 amino acids)
Source: RefSeq, a predicted model, not a curated record
CUCAUAUCAUAUCCGGAAAAUCAAACAACAACCCCUCAGGAAAAAAGACAUCAUCCCCCAGGAUCCUCACCCAUUUUGUCCGGAUAAACGGAAAAAAGAAAAAGAGAAGAAAAAAAAAAACCAUCUGAAUUUCUCAUCUCGGAAAAAAUGGAGGAAAACUCGACCAACGUAGCCGAAGCCGAACGCCUCCUCCGAAUCUCCGAGAAGCUCCUGCAGGGCCGGGACUUCAACGGGUCCAGGGACUUCGCGAUCCUGGCCCAGGAGGCCGACCCGUUCCUCGACGGCACCGACCAGAUCCUCGCCGUCGCCGACGUUUUGAUAGCGUCGGAGAGGCGGAUCAACAACCACCGCGACUGGUACGCCAUCCUCCAGCUCGAUCGGCGCUCCGACGACCUCGAUCUCAUCAAGAAGCAGUACCGCCGGCUCGCCCUCCUCCUCCACCCCGACAAGAACAAAUUCCCCUUCGCCGACGCCGCGUUCCGUCUCGUCGCCGAUUCCUGGGCAGUCUUUUCGGACCCGCGAAGGAAAUCGCUGUACGAUAACGAACUCAGCAUACUCGGAAAGGUCGAUCUCGUCGGCUCGAGGAGCGACGGGGGAUUUCAGCAGCAGAAGUUGCCGGUGAGACGCGGCGGAGGUAGCGGCGGCGGGGGCGGAGACGACGACGACGUCGAGGAGGUGGCGUCGUCGAGCUUCUGGACGGUUUGCCCGUACUGUUACAACCUGUACGAGUACGCUAGGGUUUACGAGGACUGUUGCCUGAGGUGUCAGAACUGCCAGAGGGCGUUUCACGGCGUCACGAUCCCGACGUUACCGCCGCUGGUGGCGGGGAGGGAGGCGUACCACUGCUGCUGGAGCUUCUUCCCGGUGCCGUCCGCGAUCGCGAAUUCGCAGGGCGUGAAAAAGGCGGCCGUGACGGUCACCGAUCGGCAGCCACAGCCGCGGUCGGUGUUUUCGAACACCGGGGCGGGCGGAAUGAGUGGCGGCGGCAGUGAUGGGUUUGUAGAUUUUUCGCAGGGAAAUGAUCAGGCACAGAAGAAGAGGGGUAGGCCUAGGAAAAAUGUACAUCCUUGGUAGCUUUGUUAGAAUUUCUAACAAGAGGGAGGAGAUUGUUCAAGGGAAUGGCUAUGCAUGUGUGAGGGGAUAUGAGGAGAGGGAGGAAAACAAAAACCCAUUUUGGUAGGAGUUUUAGGAGACUGAAGCUGCUCAAAUUUGGCAUUUAAGCUGAGGUAUUGUAGUAGUAGUUGUUGUUUGUAGAAUUUGGUUUUCUUUUUUUCUUUUAUGUUUUAAUUUAUGCUGACCAUGCUAUAGGUGAGUGUAAUUUUCAAUGAGCAAGGAUGUGAUGUUGUUGGCUAUUGAAUCAGGUUGUAGUUUUGCUGAAUUAUGCUACAUUCUUUGGAUGUCAACGGAGAAAACUUUCUAGGUCAUUGUCACCUAUAGCACAUUUAACAAAGUUUUAAUCAGGUUGUACAACUUUCGUUUGCUGGAAA